CUGACUUGAGACACCAAAGAGAACAGCUGCUUUUUAACCAUGAGACUUUGCGAUUUUUUCUGUUGCUGCCUAUCUGCUCCCGGAGAAAACUUUGAUGAUGAUCAGAGAAGUUCAUCAAGGAGCACCAAGGUAGACACCACCAACAAGAAGAAAUCUGGAAAAGGAAUUUGGAAGAGACUGGCUAACCCAAGCAAGAAAAAACUCAGGAAAGAGGCCAAGCAACUGAGAAAUCAAAUGGCUGAUAGACAGAAGAAGGAGAUCCAUGUGAUGGACAUUAUCUCUGAGUAUGAAGAAGAACCCAUGAAGGCCCCUCGUCCGCGUCCGGUGAAGUGGGAGACACUUUAUGAGAAUGUGGAUGACAUGCGGAUUGGCAAUGUAGUCUUCCACAAGGCCUGGGUCCAUGCUACCCAGCACAGCCAGGAUGCUGUCAGCCCAGAAGUACAUGUGGGGAUGCCGGAGGGAGACACAGCCCAGGCCCAGGCCCAGGCUGAUAUUCCACUCAGUAUUGGCCUGCUUGAGUUCGUCUAUGCCAACUUGUCCUGUGGUAACCAGCCUUCCCAGGCCAGUGAGAGCCCUGUGCUGGUCCCAAAUGCUGGAGACCGAGAGCUGGUGCAGAGGCAUCUGGCCGUGGAUGAGAAGGAUGAGAAGAAGGAGAAGGAGGCUGUUCUCUUGGAGGAAGAGAGGAGGCAGCAGCUGCAACUGCUGGCUUUGUUUCAACUGGCUGUUUUCAAUACAGCAUCAGCAACAGCAGCAGCCCAGAUGAACUAUAUUGUGGGACUAUUGUUAAGUAAUUUUGUUGUGCUAAUGAUGCAAAAACUGUAUUCUUUCAUCAAUAUUUAAUAACACUAUGGAUUUA
This is a messenger RNA of Engraulis encrasicolus (European anchovy), 856 nucleotides long. RefSeq lists its product as uncharacterized. The record is from RefSeq and is a predicted model, not a curated record. Lineage: Eukaryota; Metazoa; Chordata; Actinopteri; Clupeiformes; Engraulidae. The transcript is spliced from 3 exons. The coding region runs from base 40 to 840 and encodes 266 amino acids.